Molecule: messenger RNA, 1527 nt
Organism: Plasmodium cynomolgi strain B
Lineage: Eukaryota; Apicomplexa; Aconoidasida; Haemosporida; Plasmodiidae
Exons: 2
Coding region: 1-1527 (508 amino acids)
Molecular function (GO): protein binding
Source: RefSeq, a predicted model, not a curated record
AUGGUGGGUGUAGAGAUUGGAGGUCCCAUGGGGGCGCAAACUGACAGUCCCAUGGGGGCGCAAACUGACAGUCCCAUGGGGGCCCAAAUUGACAGUCCCAUGGGAGCCCCAAUUGACGGUCCUCCCGCAAUUGGGCAUGGGAGAGCUGUGCCGCUCGCGGAGCAGAUGGUGACCCCCCAACAGAAGGCACGCACAGAAGGCCGACUCCAAAACAGCGACGCCGUGUGCAACAUCCUGUCCUUCAUGCCCUUCUCCCAAAGGUGGAGCUGUAAAUUGCUAAGUAAGUCCUUCUACCAAGCCUUUCACACGAAGUAUGCAUGGGAUCACAUAGAUGUGCGUUUCCUAAAUGUAGAUAUUUUUAAAAUAAAUUUUCUUAAAACGUUCAACAAGCAUUUUGUGAAUACCUUCUCCUUAUUCCUAUCGAUUAAUGAGAACACACGUGCAGAGCCGAUCAUCAAUUUGGCUAUAAAAAAUUUUCCACGAUUGACAGAUCUACGUCUGUACUGUCGGAAAAAAAACAACAACUACAUAUUUGAGGGGGUCCAUCCGAUGGUCUCGAGUUUGCUAAGCGGGAAGAUGGCGGUGGUGCAGAAGGAAGGGCAUAGAGCAGGGAAGUGCCCGAAGGAGGGCGACGCCCCGAAUGAAAAACACGAGCAUGGGGAUGGCAGUGCCCCCAGAAUGACUUCUCCGCAGGAGCGCCGUGGUAACCGGUGCAGCCAGUCGCCGGUGGACCUCCCCGAUUGGGACUUGGAGCUGAGCGACCUUUUUUUGUACAGUCGGUACUACGGACAUGGGGAAGGAGAGCGUCAAAAUGGAAGGCAUGACAGCGGCGAUGACGGACGGCAUGACAGCGGCGGUGACGGAAGGCAUAACGGAGAGGAGGACGGCGGGCGGCAUGACAGCGGCGGUGACGGACGGCAUAACGGAGAGGACGAUGGUGAGGGGAGCGCCCUGGAGGAAGACGACCCCCUGGACAACAUUCACACAAUUGCGGCGCGCACGCACAUAUGGAAUGAGCAAAGGAUCCAUUUAGCGAACCAACUUGAGCACCUAGAACGGCUAGUGUUAGACGUCAAACUUAGAGGAGAUGAACUUCUCCCCUUCGUCGGAAAAAUGACGAACCUAAAGGAUAUAAUCCUGAGCAAACUCCUAUACACAGAUAAGCUAAACCGGGCUCAGUGCAUAACCAUAUUUACAUGCUUCGUUGAGAAGAUAAAAAAAAAUAGCAUUCGAGUGUUGCAACUUGGUUUGUUCUUUACUCGCGAAUAUAAACCGACUGAUUAUCUAGAGAAUGAACUAUUUCGAAAAAUUGUGAAGGACAGGACGGAAUUCACCUCUCACGCAGAUAAGGAGGAGGGAGACGAGCUUAUAUACGUCCUUCACAAGAACCACUUGCAUUCGCUCUACUGCCUCUGGAGCAACGAUCUCUUCAUCUCCUUCGACAUGUACGAGCGGAUUCGGACAUUCAGCAACCUGAAGAUAUGGAUCCUGCCCGGCUGGCGCGCGCUCUCCCUCGUGAAGCAGUGA